Eurytemora carolleeae is the source of this 1337-nucleotide messenger RNA. RefSeq names its product autophagy protein 5 (gene Atg5). Bases 19 to 921 code for a protein of 300 amino acids. Gene Ontology annotation, biological process: autophagosome assembly; C-terminal protein lipidation; cellular response to nitrogen starvation. The transcript is spliced from 12 exons. NCBI's taxonomy places the organism in Eukaryota, Metazoa, Arthropoda, Copepoda, Calanoida, Temoridae. The record is from RefSeq and is a predicted model, not a curated record. Gene Ontology annotation, cellular component: Atg12-Atg5-Atg16 complex; phagophore assembly site membrane; cytoplasm.
UUAUAGUUUAUUCUAGUUAUGUUUAUUUCAGAACAAAGGAUCGGUUUUGACUUCCAAAAGCUUUGGCUCACAGAGACACAAACUAAAGAUUCAAGGGUGAGGAGAAUGACUGUCGAGGAUAGAGAGGUUUUACGAGAGGUGUGGGAGGGACGGAUACCAACAGUAUUCAAUCUUGCACAGGAGGAUAUUCAGGAUAAUGAAGCCCCUGAUCCGUUCUAUCUGCUCAUUCCUCGUAUGUCCUACCUACCCCUGGCUACUGUUAAGGUAAAAAAAUACUUCUCAAAGUAUGUUGGAACGGAUGCUAGCCAGGAUUCUAAUAUGGAAAUAUGGUUCGAUUAUAAAGGAACUCCUUUAAAAUGGCAUCAUCCAAUUGGAGCUCUCUUUGACCUAUUCAAGGGAGGAAACUUGGAUAAUGAUGAAGGACUCCCUUGGAGCCUAAAUAUUCAUUUUUCUAAUUUUCCAAUCCAAGAUCUCGUUCCACUCACCUCCAGUGAAAAUGUGGAAUCUCAUUUUAUGUCGAAUAUAAAGGAAGCCGAUCAGUUGAAGCAUGCUGGACGUGUUGUAUCAACUAUGCAGAAGAAAGAUCAUCUUCAACUGUGGUCAGGUUUGCAGAAUGACAAGUUUGAUCAGUUCUGGGCAAUUAACAGAAAAUUCAUGUUUUCCGGGGAGGAGAACUUCAAACACAUUCCUAUUCGGUUCCUGCAGCAAAGUAAUCAGAAUGUGAUUCAGAAACUGGUAAAACCUAUCAGUGAUUCUACAGGAUCUCUUCUAACAUUCCAGGAACUAAAACAGUUGUACUAUCCUUCAUCUACUCUUCUUACUCAGGGUGUAGUACCUGCACCUGAUACUCCUGUUCAAUGGCUCUCUCGGCAUCUCUCUUACCCAGACAAUUUCCUCCAUAUAAUUGUACACCCGGAGUAAUAAAUACUAAUGUUUAUGUACAGUUUUACAGCUGUACGGUACUACCAAACAGAUGUACACUAAAAGCUUUUAUUAUGCUGUUGUCAUUCUUUUUUAGCAACAGAUUCAAAUGCAUUUUAUUCCGUGAACAGCUUAUAUUGAAGUUUAUUACGACAUUUUCAGAUAUUUUUUAUUCAUCUGAAAGAGACUGUCGACGAUAUUUUAAGUGACCAGUCCUUAAAACAGUACAACAGUACACUUCAAAUCUAAAUUACGUAGAUAUCGUUUUCCUAUCUAAUCUUUAAAAAAAUUGUUUAAUAUCAGGCCUGUAGAUUUUAAAAUGCAGGUCGCGUGAAACUACGCCAACAGUCCCUUUAAGUAAAUUGUUGUAAGGCAAAGUUUAGGUUUCCUUGUGAUAUUUAUUUAUUCUAAUUUCA